Messenger RNA from Xiphias gladius (swordfish), 884 nucleotides. RefSeq names its product torsin-1A-like. Gene Ontology annotation, biological process: protein localization to nucleus; nuclear membrane organization. Gene Ontology annotation, cellular component: endoplasmic reticulum lumen; nuclear envelope. Bases 101 to 502 code for a protein of 133 amino acids. Gene Ontology annotation, molecular function: kinesin binding; ATP hydrolysis activity; ATP binding. NCBI's taxonomy places the organism in Eukaryota, Metazoa, Chordata, Actinopteri, Istiophoriformes, Xiphiidae. The transcript has 2 exons. The record is from RefSeq and is a predicted model, not a curated record.
UAACAUGUUCUAGUAUAAUGUAUAUCUCUUUGUGUUAUAUUGGUUUUUGAUGAGUGUAAAACAGUGUGGUAAAAACAGAUAAUCAGCGGCCAAUUCUAAUAUGUUGCCUGUCUAUGAUCUUCUUCAUAGCAAUGCUGGGGCGGACCGCAUUGUACAGACAUCUUUAGAUUUCUGGAAAGCGGGACGAAAUCGAGACGAGCUCGAGCUCAAAGACCUGGAAACAUUGCUCUCUCUAUCAGUGUUCAACGACAACCAAAGUGGCUUUUUUCAUACAAGUUUGAUUGACAAGAACCUGGUGGACUUCUUCGUCCCGUUCCUGCCUCUGGAGUAUGAACACGUCGUCCAGUGUACCAUGGCCGAGAUGAGAGCCAGAGGACUUCAACCAGACCGAGAUGUGGCAGACAAGGUGGCCAAGGAUUUAGUCUAUUUCCCCAAAUCUGAAAGAGUCUUCUCUGUCAAAGGCUGCAAGACAAUAGAGAGCAAGUUGCACUACUACACGUAAUGUCGGCGUCGGAUUUACAAUACAUUCAAUCACUAUGUGCACUUUUCUUAAAGAAAACCAUUAUCAGCCAAAUGACUAAAGAGAGCAAGUCAAGCUGACUGAACUCUACACAGGUCUCUUUGGAGGAUUCUCUGUCUGACCUUGGGGCCACGAAGAGGAUAUCAGCAGGCCUUCUCCAAUGUUGCAUCUCGCUUACACUGAAUGAAGGGGCUGAUAAAGCGCAGAGUGCCAGUUGAAUGAAAACAUAAUAAGAUUGGAAUGCUAUCCUUUGUAACCGAUUAAGGGGUUUGAUCUCUGCUUUUAUGUCACACAAGAAUGAGGGUUUCAAAGAUGGCGUUGUUUUCAUGAGAGAUUCUUAAUGACUAAAGGUGUCCUGAAACUA